This is a messenger RNA of Cercospora beticola, 1065 nucleotides long. RefSeq names its product BTB/POZ domain-containing protein. The record is from RefSeq and is a predicted model, not a curated record. Gene Ontology annotation, molecular function: protein binding. NCBI's taxonomy places the organism in Eukaryota, Fungi, Ascomycota, Dothideomycetes, Mycosphaerellales, Mycosphaerellaceae.
AUGGCGGACUCGAUCCGGCCAGGUGAGGUGCCUACUGACUACCAGCCGUUGCACGACAAUAUUCAACAACUCUUCGCUUCGAGCGAAUAUAGCGAUCUGAAGAUCGUCUGCGAAGGCAAAAUCUGGAACGUCCAUCGCAACAUCGUUUGCACAGCGUGUCCGUUUUUCAAACUACGCUGCCAGAACUUCCAGGAUGUCCGCACCGCGGUCAUCGACCUCUCACACGAUCGGAAAUCUGCCGUGCAGGCACUCCUAAGUUAUAUCUAUACAGCCGAUUACAAGACCGACGACUCGAUGGGCUCCGACGCGAUGGUGUUUCAAGUUCGAGUCCACACCAUCGCCAACAAAUACGGUCUUUCGAAGCUUUCAGCUCUCGCGGAGUCCAAGUUCCUCUCGAUAGCCAAGGGCAGCUGGGCCAGCAGCGGUUUCGCUACAGCGAUCGAAGAAAUGUAUACCGUCACACCAGGAACCAAGAAAGAAUUGCAAUAUAUUGCUAUCAAGAUCGCCGUUGAAUAUGCAGAUAUUCUGCUUGGGGACGAGUGGUCCUCGUUUGCUAGACUGUCUCGUCGACUGCCAGCCUUCGCGUUUGACUUGUCCAGGGAGCUUAUGGCCCGAAAAGCGAAGAAGACCGAGAGUGCUGAGAAGAAGACUACCGAGAAGCACGAGAAGAGGACCGAGAAGAAGCCCAAGAGUACUGAAGCGAGGACCGAGGACUAUUUCAACAGUACUGAGAUGAAGACCAAAAACAAGUCCAGGAGUACUGAGAGUCCUGAGAGUGCUGAGAAGGAGAUCAACGAGAAGCACGAGAAGAGAACUGAGAAGAAGCCCGAGAGUACCAAGGCGAGGACCGAGGACUAUUUCAACAGUACUCAGACGAACACAGAAGACAAGUCCGGGAGUUCUGAGUCCCGAUCGAAGAAGCCCGAGAGUCCUGUAAAGAAGGCGUCGAGUGGUCGGAGAUGCUCCAAAUGCGGUUCUUCUAAUCUUUACAGAGUCCGCAAGUCGCUGUUCCAGCGUGCCGGGAUCUGGUGCAAGUCCUGUGGCAGAUUUCGCUCUCGAGACUGA